This is a messenger RNA of Mesorhabditis spiculigera, 1206 nucleotides long. The record is from the annotation of a GenBank genome assembly. NCBI's taxonomy places the organism in Eukaryota, Metazoa, Nematoda, Chromadorea, Rhabditida, Rhabditidae.
AUGGGCAAGCAUGAGAAGGGCACGCCGAAGGAAAUCGCCAACCGCUCCAAGAUCAAGGGCAUGCAGAAAUUGAAAUUUUACUGCGAAAUGUGUCAAAAACAAUGCCGCGACGCCAACGGCUUCAAGUGCCAUCUGACCAGCGAGGCGCAUCAGCGACAACUGCUGCUGUUUGCCGAAAACUCAGACCGGUACAUCAGCGAGUUCAGCGGCGAAUUUUUACGGGGAUUCAUGCAGAUUCUAAAAAGUCAAUACGGGACGCGACGCGUGCGUGCCAAUGAAGUCUACCAGUCCUACAUCAAGGACCGAAAUCACAUUCACAUGAACUCGACGAUGUGGCAUACAUUGACCGGUCUCGUACAAUGGCUAGGGAACAAGGAGAAGUGCAAAAUCGACCUUGGGGAUAAAGGCUGGUACAUCCAAUACAUCGACCACGAGUCGGAGAACCGGAAGCAAGACGAGGAAAAGAAAGUGAAACAAGAGCUGGACGAUGAGCAGAAGCAGCAGGACAUCAUCGAGGCCCAAAUUAAUCGCGCUCGCGAGGUCCAUGGCGAGCAGGAGUACACGGAGAGCACCGAGUUGGUCCGCAAUGAGGACGAGAAGAUCGAGCUGGCCCUGAACUUGAAUAAGAAGCCGACGUUAGAGGCCCUGCAAAAGCCCUUCGUUCAACUCGGCGCCAACGCGCUGGAGCGAGCGCGCGUGAAAAAGGAGCAGCCCGAAGACCGAUGGGGGCGGCGGAGGAGCCGCAGCAGAAGCCGCAGUCCGCAUGGCCCUUCCACAUCCCGGGGCAAGGAGCGGACCAAGAAAUCGGCGUUGGACGAGAUCAAGGAAAUGGAGGAGCGCCGAAAGGAGAAAGCAAAUCGCAAGGACUAUUGGCUGUGCCCGGGGAUUGUCGUCAAGAUUGUGACGAAAAAAUUGGGUGAAGAUUAUUACAAGGCGAAGGGGACGGUGAGGGAGCUCGUCGACGACUACACGGCCAAGGUGAAGGUGGAUGAUGUCGUUCUAAAGCUGGACCAGGCGCACGUGGAGACGGUGAUUCCGCAAGUGGGCCGUGAGAUGAUGAUCGUCAACGGCGCGUAUCGAGGCUCGAAGGCCACUCUACUCGAAAUCGACCAAGAAGCCUUCGCCGUCCACCUCAAGCUGUCCAGCGGCCUGUGUAAGGGACGCGAGAUCACGGUGCCCUAUGAAGAUGCCUCAAAACUCGCCGCC